AGGCAUACGGCCUCCUGUGGUGAAUGGCCCGAUGCCGGCACGGCCACUGGUUGCGCUCCUGGAUGGACGGGAUUGCACUGUGGAGAUGCCCAUCUUGAAGGAUGUUGCUACGGUGGCAUUCUGUGACGCUCAGUCAACUCAGGAAAUCCAUGAAAAGGUGCUGAAUGAGGCGGUAGGAGCUCUGAUGUAUCACACCAUCACCCUUUCUCGUCAGGAUCUGGAGAAAUUUAAAGCCCUCAGGGUCAUUGUGCGUAUUGGCAGUGGCUAUGACAAUGUUGACAUCAAAUCCGCUGCAGAAUUAGGCAUUGCAGUUUGCAACAUCCCUUCCUCCUCAGUAGAGGAGACAGCGGACUCCACCCUCUGCCACAUCUUGAACCUCUAUCGCCGUGUUACUUGGCUGCAUCAGGCCAUGCGGGAAGGGAAUCGAGCCUCCAGCGUAGAGCAGAUUCGAGAGGUGGCUGGAGGCGCUGUGCGUAUCCGUGGGGAGACUUUGGGCAUCAUUGGACUAGGCCGAGUUGGACAGGCAGUGGCUCUGCGAGCCAAGUCCUUUGGCUUCAACGUGAUUUUCUAUGACCCCUAUCUGCCGGAUGGAGUGGAGCGAUCCUUGGGUUUACAGCGAGUAGGAACCCUGCAGGAUCUACUAAUGCACAGCGAUUGCAUCACAUUGCACUGCAGCCUGAAUGAACAUAACCAUCACCUCAUCAAUGACUUCACUAUUAAACAGAUGCGCCAGGGCUGCUUCUUAGUGAACACAGCCCGGGGCGGGCUGGUGGAUGAGAAAGCCUUAGCACAAGCCCUGAAAGAGGGGAGGAUCAGAGGAACAGCACUGGAUGUGCACGAGUCUGAGCCUUUCAGCUUUGCUCAGGGGCCCUUAAAAGAUGCACCCAAUGUAAUCUGCACCCCUCACACUGCCUGGUACAGCGAGCAGGCUUCCAUCGAGUCCAGGGAAGACGCCGCCAAGGAGAUCCGCAGAGCUAUUACAGGUCACAUACCUGAUGCUCUGAGGAACUGUGUCAAUAAGGAGUACUUGCUGUUAGCAGCUCAGUGGUCCAGUAUCGAUCCUGCCACUGUCCACCCAGAACUCAACGGAGCUGCAGCUUACAGGUUUCCCCCAGGAGUAGUGGGAGUAGCCCCCCCUGGGCUGCCAGAACCAGCGGGAGUGGAAGGGAUUGUAGCUCACGGGAUCCCGUCGGUUUCUCACUCUGCACCGCGUACCCCUUCCCCAGGAGAGACGAGCAAACUGGAUGCCGACAGAGAGAUUCCCGCUGACCAAUAGCACCAUCUUCCUCCCCUCUGGCAGCAGAAAAA
Molecule: messenger RNA, 1308 nt
Organism: Eurypyga helias (sunbittern)
Lineage: Eukaryota; Metazoa; Chordata; Aves; Eurypygiformes; Eurypygidae
Product: C-terminal-binding protein 2-like
Exons: 8
Coding region: 32-1276 (414 amino acids)
Molecular function (GO): oxidoreductase activity, acting on the CH-OH group of donors, NAD or NADP as acceptor; transcription corepressor activity; NAD binding
Source: RefSeq, a predicted model, not a curated record